Messenger RNA from Protomyces lactucae-debilis, 1743 nucleotides. RefSeq lists its product as uncharacterized. Bases 78 to 1691 code for a protein of 537 amino acids. Gene Ontology annotation, molecular function: nucleic acid binding. NCBI's taxonomy places the organism in Eukaryota, Fungi, Ascomycota, Taphrinomycetes, Taphrinales, Protomycetaceae. The record is from RefSeq and is a predicted model, not a curated record. The transcript has a single exon.
UGCGACAAUUCUCAAGAAAAGCUCGACUCACAUGAACAUGCGACGGCGCGCCAUCGAGUGCAUCUUCUAGCACAAGCAUGGACCUUCCCAUCGAGCAGGCCAGCCAGCGCAAACGUAAACGUGGGCAUCGUGCACCGCGUGCCUCCAAAGCUGCUGCACAAACCACAAAGCGACUCUUCAUCUCUGGCAUUGCACCAAGUCUGUCCACCACCGAUCUCGAGACGCGUCUGGCUACGUAUGGCGAGCUAGUGACUCCUUUGCAACGAUGUAGCAAGUCUCUCGAUCAGCCACGAGCCUUUGCGCAUUGCACCAUUCGCUUCCCUGCGGCUCAACAGGCGCAAAAGGGCGAUAGCUGGGCAAAGUUGCGCAAAUUGUCUGGCACGGUCUUGAAGGGCUCCAAGCUCCUGAUUGAAGAAGCCAAACCUGACUGGGAAUCCAGGAGACGUCAGGAUCUAGCGCGUGCUGAACCCAAAGUGCCCAAACCACGGCAGCGCCUACCAAAGCCUGCGACGGCGGCAGCGAAACGGGAUACGGUGCUACUAGGUGUUGCUUGUCGACGUGCACGAGAAAACAAGGUCGUGCAUGAUCAUGAACUGAAGAAGGGACGGAAACGCGGAUGGAUCAAGGGCAAGUAUGGGCGUGCUAUCUGCGUAUUAAAGCAAGACGUCCCGCCUGGUAGAAAGGGCAAAGAAAGCGGCAAGCCUGCCGUACUCAAACCUACAGACCCUGAAGCCAUACAGAAACUCUGGGGAGUCUUGCAUCGUAAGUCUGAUCAAUUGACCGGGUACUACGAUAGCGACGACGAGACGUGGCAUGAUCGACGUGGGAGGAUUAUUCACGAGCAAGAAAUCACAUUACGAAAACCACGCAUUGCCGAUCAGAAUGGUGGAAUUGGUGGGCGAGUCGAGAUUUGGGAUGAUGAAGAAGAGGGACAAGCCUCUGUGCAGACGGGUCGGAUGGGUCUUGUCAAUGAAGACGCCUAUACCACAGCUGGUUCUGCACGGCCUGACUAUACACCGGCAGAUGCAGCUGCAGAGGAGAUGGAAAUUGACGAGUCGGCAUUAGACGAUCAGCUUGCAACGGAGAAGACUCUUGCGCAAUCACUCCUGGCCGAUAUGUUUGGCGCUCAGCCAGAGACUGUUCCUCAAAAGGCACAAGUCGAUCCGGCACUCAAGGAACAUGAUGUGGCGGAUGCGCAGCGUGAUCUGAAAUCCUUAUUCAAACCAACAGAUGCCGCUGCAAGCUUUGCGCUGUUUGAUGCCGGCGAUGAGUCUGAUGAAGACACACUCAUGCCGCUGCAGCAGACAGAAACUCAAUUGACGGCAUACGCCACGGACGACCACUAUGGAAGUGCCAACAAAGUGCAGCUUGGCAAAGACCGCGGCUUUGGCGACUUGCGAGGACAUGCAGCAACCACGAGCAAGCAUGCGUCUGUAUUCCCAAACAAGUCUGCUGCUUGGCCGCUCCUCUUUGUGGCUCCAGCAGACAGUCCAGUCUCCAGUGCGCUCCUUGCAGGCUUCCCAAACUUUUUCCCUCAAGUGUUGCCAGAUGCAGCCAAGUUGGCAGCAGACUGGGAGGCGUCGCGUCAGGAAGCUACUCGUGAUUGGAAGAGGAAAAGGAGGGAAGGUGCGAAACGGCUGCGGAAGAGUGCUGCAGCUGCUGCGAGCGCUCCACGGGCCGUGCAAUCGUGAGCAACUCUGUUCUGCUAAAAUGCCCAUGGCUCUUCAAAUAGUGCAUCGUACA